Messenger RNA from Scophthalmus maximus (turbot), 2930 nucleotides. RefSeq names its product double-stranded RNA-specific editase B2-like. Bases 182 to 2419 code for a protein of 745 amino acids. Gene Ontology annotation, molecular function: double-stranded RNA binding; tRNA-specific adenosine deaminase activity; double-stranded RNA adenosine deaminase activity. Gene Ontology annotation, cellular component: cytoplasm; nucleolus. The transcript is spliced from 10 exons. Gene Ontology annotation, biological process: RNA processing; adenosine to inosine editing. The record is from RefSeq and is a predicted model, not a curated record. NCBI's taxonomy places the organism in Eukaryota, Metazoa, Chordata, Actinopteri, Pleuronectiformes, Scophthalmidae.
AGAGCUGCAGUCGUCCCCGAGCGUUCGUUUCAGACGGACAGAAGAGAAGAAGCAGCGGAGGACAAACCGCCCCUGGAAAUAUAAUAGAGGAGAGAGACGAGGCGAGGGGAGGACCUGCUGCACAUGAGACCUGCUGCACAUGAGAUGAGACCUGCUGCACAUGAGAUGAGACCUGCUGCACAUGAGACCUGCUGCACAUGAGACCUGCUGCAGAGACAUGGAGAGGUCAGAUGUGACAGGGAAGUCCAAGAGGAAGAGGAGGAGGAGGAGUAAAGGCAAAGAAGCAGGCGACAUGUUAUCAGCCCUCAUCCUUCCCGUCCGACACUGGGAUGCUGGAGCAUCGUCGGCCGAGGACGUCGACAAUUCAAGCACAAGCAGUUUGGAGGUCAAAGAGAACCAGGAUGAUAAGAUCCAGGCGGACGGCGACCUGCUACGAAAGCACCGCCCAUCAGCGUUUUGCACAACUUCCCCCCGACGCAGGCCGAGGGCCGCGAAGAGGAAGCAGCCGCUGGUGGACGGAAACGAGCGGCCGCUCCGCCAAAGCCACCCGACUUGUAAACGCGCCGCCUGGGCCGUCACGCAGAAGAACGCGCUGGUGCAGCUGAACGAGCUGCGACCCGGGCUGCGGUAUGAGCUCAUGUCCAAGACGGGCCCCCUGCACGCCCCGCUGUUUUCUGUGGGCGUGGAGGUGAACGGCCUGCGCUUUGAGGGCCGGGGGCCGACAAAGAAGCAGGCCAAGAUGCGGGCUGCAGAGCUGGCUCUCCGCUCGUUCAUCCAGUUCCCCAAUGCCUCGCAGGCCCACGCCGUCAUGGCCCACUUCACCAGCACUCCCACGGAUUUCACGGCAGAUAAACUGGACGUCCCUGAGGCGUCGCCGUUGCAACGCCGCAAUCUCCUGCACUGCGACGCAGCGACGGAGAGGGUGUUCUCCAGUAUUUACAACCACAAAGGACUUGUUCAUCUCACACUGGACUUGGUCUCCUCAACCAAUCCAAAGAGACGGGCCCUCGGCACCUCGCUCUUGGAGCACCUCAGCCCAGUGGCGCUGCUCCACGAGCUGCGGCCGGCGGUCAGGUACAUGUGUCUGGCCGAAAGAGUCCACGGCAGGCCGAUGAGGAACUUUGUCAUGGUGGUCAGGGUGGAGGGGAGGGUGUUUGAGGGGUGCGGUCACAGUAAAAGACUGGCGAAAGCGCAGGCGGCAGCAGCUGCUCUGCAGUCUCUCUACAACAUCAGUCUGGGACCAGAGAAGAAGGUCAUGGGCCUCCAGGGCGGCCGAGCCAAAAGUCAACUACCUCAGUUCUUCGCAGAGUCCAUCUUCCACCUGGUGAGAGAGAAAUACGCCGAGUUGACGGACAGUUGCUUCUCCGCCUCGCACGCCCGUCACAAGGUGCUGGCGGGGAUCGUGAUGACCCGAGGGUUUGACCUCCGGUCAGCCCAGGUUGUGUCUCUGGCCACGGGGACAAAGUGUCUGGACCUGGACGAGGUGAGCGACCGCGACUCGACGCUCAGCGACUGCCAUGCCGAGGUCCUCAGCAGGAGGGCGCUGGUUCGAUUCCUGUACUCUCAGCUGGAGCCGCUGCUCUGCGAGUCGUCACACUGUGACGUCCAUUCGAUCUUUGUACCAAAUCAAGGUGGCGGCGGAUUGCGGCUGCGUGACGGCGUCCUCCUCCACAUGUACGUCAGCUCGUCACCGUGUGGCGACGCUCGACUCAACUGCCCCUACGAGACCACGUCUGCAUAUCCCGGCAGGAGGUUUGGCUGUCGCCUCAGGGUGAAGGUGCACGGAGGCGAGGGGACGCUGCCCGUCGCGGCGCGCAGGGCCAAUCGGCCGCAGGACGGUGCGUCGCCGGGCAGACGUCUGGUCACCAUGUCCUGCACUGACAAAAUGGCAAAGUGGAGCGUCGUUGGACUCCAGGGGGCGCUGCUGUCGCACCUGGUGGAGCCCGUGUACCUGCACAGCCUGACGGUGGGGGCGCUGGGCCACACGGGUCACCUGGGCAGAGCCUUGGCCCGCCGCCUCGCCCCCGUCGGGCACCUGCCCUUCCCCUACCGCCGGCGGCAGCCGCUGCUCAGCUGUCUGAGCAGCGGCGAGGGCCGGCCGGCCGGGAAGGCCCCGGACGUCAGCCUGAACUGGAGCCGCGGCGACGGAGGCCUGGAGGAGGUCAGCACCUCCACGGGACGGAGGAGGGACUCGGGGACGCCGUCGCAGCUCUGCAGGAGCUCCCUGUUCUCCCGCUGGCAGGGCCUGCAGCGGCAGGUGAAGGUAUCGGGCGCAGGGGCCACAGCGGGGACAUGCGGCGCUUCCAAAAUGGCCGCCGGGCGCUACCAGAGGGCGUUGCAGCAGUUCACUGGCGCGCUGCAGGGUGGCGGUCUGGGGGCGUGGCUAAGGAAACCUCCGCAGACGGGUCACGUCAACUGACCAACUCCCUGACGAACGACAUCCAUAUUCUAAAUUUAACCAAAAAAACAAAGUCUUAAUCCCAAAAUGUGAGUGUUUUACCUUGAGGGGACCAGUGUCCCUGUUGUCCCCGGACCGGACCGGACCGGACCGGAGUCCCCACAUUGUAGCUGUGUGAACUCAUCUCUCUCUACCACCACAGCAGACGACCGUAUUAGAGGAAACAUCAGCUUCUGGUUCCUUUUACUGCAGAUGAAGUCACAAAUUUAAUUUCAUCUUUACUCGUUUGUGUUUGCGUUUUUCUUUUUUCCUUAUAGAAAAGACAAGUUCAGUAAUGUCGCACCUGUAUUACUCACCUGUUCAUUUGUCAAGUGUUGUCCGCCCUGGUGCAUUUUGAACAGUGUAGUGAAGUGCGAGUGUAUCGGGGCUCAGGAGUGUGAAGUCAAGUCGCCACCUAGGGGACGAUGAUGUGCAGCACAAGACGUGGAGUCCACACUUAACUGUAAAAGCAUCCUUAUAGUUUCUUGCUGUU